This is a messenger RNA of Vicia villosa (hairy vetch), 750 nucleotides long. Its product is annotated as ferredoxin-thioredoxin reductase catalytic chain, chloroplastic. Bases 124 to 573 code for a protein of 149 amino acids. NCBI's taxonomy places the organism in Eukaryota, Viridiplantae, Streptophyta, Magnoliopsida, Fabales, Fabaceae. Gene Ontology annotation, molecular function: oxidoreductase activity, acting on iron-sulfur proteins as donors. The transcript is spliced from 6 exons. The record is from RefSeq and is a predicted model, not a curated record.
AAUAAUUAUAAGAAAAAAUUUACUUUUUAAUUAUUUUGAAAAAAAAAUAUCAAAUCCCAUAAACCACAAUCAUAAAGAAAAUUUGAUAACCUCAGAGAUACCGUUUUCCUUUUGUAGCAGAAAAUGAAUUCACCGGCAAUGACCUCCCAAUCUUCCACCUUCGCCGUCUCCGUUUCUUCUAUCGCAUCCCCUCUCCGCCGCCGCCGCAACUUCCCCGUCGUACGCGCUCAAGUGGAACCAUCUGAUAAAUCAAUUGAAAUUAUGAGGAAGUUCUCAGAGCAAUAUGCCCGUAAAUCAGGAACAUACUUUUGUGUUGACAAAGGAGUAACUUCUGUUGUUAUUAAGGGUUUGGCUGACCAUAAAGAUUCAUUGGGUGCACCACUCUGCCCUUGCCGGCAUUACGACGAUAAAGCUGCUGAGGCUGCGCAUGGAUUUUGGAAUUGCCCGUGCGUCCCCAUGAGAGAAAGGAAAGAGUGCCAUUGCAUGCUUUUUCUCACUCCUGAUAACGAUUUUGCCGGUGAUGAACAGACUAUCACCUUGGAUGAAAUUAAAGAAUCAACAUCAAAUAUGUAACACAGAUUAUUGUGUAUUAAUGUAUUUGUGUUAGUUGUUUCAAUCUGUAACAUUUGAAAAACAAGGGAAGAGUGUAACAUUAUAUGUAGGUAAUAUAUUUCUACCAAAAAUCAUAUGUAAUUUUUUUUCUUCCAUUUGUGCUCUUUAUAAGUGGCCUAACCCAUACUUUGUCACAAA